GACAGAGGGCCCUUUCUUACACGGGGUGGGCAGGGCAGGGAGAAGUGACUCUGCCCUGAGAGAGUGACACACACAGGGAGAGAGGAAGAGAGAGAGGGAAAGAGAGAGAGAGACAGAGAGAAAGAGAGCGAGAGGCAGAAAGAGCGCCUUUCAAUACAGACCAAGUAUGGGGCAAAGUUGAGAGCUUAGAGUAUAUCAACAAAAAGCAGCAGCAGAUAUUGAAGAGGAUAUACAAGGAAGAGGAAAGGAGGAAGAGGAGCUUUACUGGCCUGGACUUCUAAAGUGUUUGCCGAAAAUCUCUCAGAGCCAGAGGAGAAUGGAUUCAAAUAGACAGGAGACUUCAGAGGACCUGAGGUAGAAUCCACAAAUCCCAAAAGAGGGACACAAACAAACUACUCUGAGAGGCAGACUCCAUAGACCUUCCCAUCGCAGCAAGGAAAGAUCGGAAUCAUUACAGCAACUGAAGGAUUUCAAAGGAAAACGUCCAUCUCUCAUAAAACAAUUGAUCUUUGGUCUUCAAACUAUCAUAAAUAAUGCUUUGGUCUUUAAACCUCCAGACAAGGCACUUAAGGAAGGAGGGGAGGAUAAAGAGAUUCUCCCUGCAUCAAUGAAUUUUCCAGUCUCUUGCUAUCCUCCCUUGGCAUGUGCUACUAUAUCAGCAACAUCUUCACUAUCAAGAGUUCACAAGCACUAGAUCAGGGUCAAAUCACCAUAGAAACAAUCCCCUUCCUGGUAACAGCAACACCCUUGGCUGACUAAUUCAAUCAUCUAUCCUUGUUUGCUAUUGUGGUUGGCUUCCUCAAUAGAUGACACUCAAAAGGAGUUGCUAAGACACUGUCAGUGAACCAUGAAGGAAGACAUCUUGGAUUUUUUCAGUAACUUGUGGAAGGUGGCCACCACCAAGCAUGACCAGGGGAUCUACAAUACAGUCUGCCUGGUGGUGCUGCUAGCCCUGCCUAUGGUGGUGCUCUUCACUUCUCUGGUGGUGUGCUGCCACUGCUGCUGCUGUCGCCGGGCCAACUCCACUGGUUGCUGCGGAGACAGCCCAAGAUCAGACACAGCAAAAUCAGACAAAAAGAAGAAGAAGAGUCCCAAAAAUGAGGACUUCUGGAUCUCGGUCAAAACAGGACCUAUGACACCAGACAGGGUUGCCCUGACGAUGGUGUAGUAGUCGUGACUGAUGUUCAGAUAAGGUUUCAUUCUUUUGUAUUUAUAUUCAGCUCUUUUUUACUGCAAGGUACAGGUACAUAAUGCCGGGCAAGGCCAGCCUUAGUCUUUUAAAGGCCCUAAGCGAUAUUUGUUUUUAAGUUUUAAAGUUAAUUUCCUGCAAUUCUACACAUUUUGCCAUGGGGUGUACAGAAAAUGUUGCAGUUUUAAAUCACCUUUUUGCAGUUUUACACAUUUUGCCUUGGCUCAGAAAUAACUUUUUGCAAUUUUAUAACAAAUUUCAUGCCAUUCUACACAUUUUGCUAUGGGGCAGAGAUACAUUUUUUGACCGUUUGAAAGCAACUUUCCUGUAAUUCUACAUAUUUUGCCAUGAUUUAAUGAUAUCUGAGUGACAGUGACUAACAAAAUCAAUGAGGGCCCCAUGGAGGUCAGGGCCCCUAGGCACGUGAACUGCGUGCCAGGUCGGUAUUCGGCCAAUGUUACUACAGGUUUAGAUAGCUGGGUAGACUAACUUAACAAUCUUAACAUUGUUAGCUGACAUGUCUAAUUGAGUGAUUGUCUGUGACUGACAUCACAAGAGAAAAAUUGCUGAUGCACAACCAAAUUUCGAACUUUCCCCUUGUAUAUUCUACUAUUCUAACUCUCAACAGUAAGUGGAGUUUAGUUUUUUUUGGCGGGGGCCCCCUAGCAGCCUGGGGUCCUAAGUGAACACAUGUCGUUUAUGCCUGGAGCCGGCACUGGUGUUCAAUAUGCUACAUAGAAACUCUUGAAAGAGACUAAAAGAACCAAUAAUAUGUGAUUGAUUGUGUGUGUGCGUGCAUACAUAUGUGUGCCUGUGCAUAUGCACGUACGUGUUACUGUACCUUGAAGCUAGUUCCACCGCAUUUUUUUAUUGUUUCCUUCUAAUCACAGACUGAUUUAGACCUGAGACACCAGGUGUGUGCAAUUACCUAUCAGGUAGAACAUAAAACCAGCAGGCUCCAGACCUCAAAGGGUAAGAGUUGAAUACCCCUGUGUUAGAGUGUGCACUCAACCAGAAGGUUGAGGACUGCUUUCUAUUUCCAAUGCUGGAGGCCAGCAAUCUAGUAUUGUGAUUCGGUUAGAAAGAUAAUAUUUUUUAUAGGUUAGACCAUUUCAAGUUCAAAGCACUUGCAGUUAUUGCACUUACAAUGUGAACAAUGUGAACUUAUGUAACUACUUUGAAAUCUUUUGCUGUAUUUGCUAUAUCCACUAAAUGGAGAUCUCAAUUCCAUUCAUGAGUUGACUAUCAAUCGCUGGAUUUAAAAGAACGAAGUGAAGCACUGAGAUCUUUCAUUUACAUUCCCGUAGAGUAUGCUAAAGCUCAGUAUUGUUGAUGAAUGAGUGUUUCUACCCAACAGUUCCAUGUGUUACGCUACCUUAUGCUCAGAUUGCCAUGUGUACUGUCUUGCACUGUCCCUAUUGGUUCAUAAAAUCAUUAUGUGUUAUUAUUAUUAUCUCCAGGCUCUCAGACUUUGGGGUGCUAAGUGGAUCCUUCGUACAUCUUUAUCCCUCAGUGCCAAUAGCCAUCAUUUCACAUGUAGUGAUAUUUACUGGCAUAUCAUAGUUGAGGUACUACACCAUCAUUCAGUAUUUUCUACACCAUUGUGUUGAUAAAACAUAAGGUGUGUGCAUAUGGGGCGUUGUGUGCAAAAUGCACACAUUUUGGGGCGGCAGGUAGCCUAGUGGUUAGAGCGUUGGGCCAGUAGCCAAAAGGUUGCUAUAUCGAAUCCCUGAGCUGACAAGGUAAAAAUAUGU
Salvelinus namaycush (lake trout) is the source of this 2943-nucleotide messenger RNA. RefSeq lists its product as uncharacterized. The transcript is spliced from 2 exons. Lineage: Eukaryota; Metazoa; Chordata; Actinopteri; Salmoniformes; Salmonidae. Bases 848 to 1168 code for a protein of 106 amino acids. The record is from RefSeq and is a predicted model, not a curated record.